AUUUUCCUACCACUGCUUCGUCAAACUUUCUGACUAAUUUUCACCCCGACCAAGAUACGACUGUAAUUAAAUCAUUAACCAAAAAACCAGUGACACUAUUAGGAAAAACGGUGUUGGAUGAGUUAGCGUGUGGGGGAACUGGUUUGUAUGCGAACACUGGACCGAUUUUUAACCCUUAUAACUCGGCUUGUUUGGUAGGCGGCUCUUCUUCAGGCUCAGCCGUAGUAGUGGCUAACAAUUUAGCAACUUUUGCCUUAGGUAGUGAUACGGGUGGCUCUGUGCGUCAACCAGCCGCUUAUUGUGGUAUAGUUGGUUUUAAGCCUUCUUAUGGGUUAAUUUCUCGUUUUGGACUUAUUCCCAUGGCCUCUUCCUUAGAUACAGUCGGGAUUUUGGCUAACUCGGUGAUCACUAUUCAAAAAAUUUUCCCUCGACUUGCUCAGCCUGACCCUGCUGACCUUUUGACUAUGGCUCGCCAGUUUGACCCUGCCAACCCCUCUCCACCAAAUAAAAAAGUAGUGAUUAUAAAAGGAAUAGAAAAUUAUUUGUCGCCUUCCUUUGUUCAAUUGUAUCGCCAAACACUCACUAUCCUCCAAAAAAAAGGUAUAAUUUAUGGCAAAAGAGCCAGUCAGCAGAGCAUCUCCCAUCUUAGAACAGACUGUUUAGGGAAAGUGGUGCGGGAACGAUUACUAAUUGGGGCUUAUUUUUGCCAAGAUAAAGCCAUGCGAGAGCAGGCUUAUCAUUUUCGGCACCAGGUCAAAAAGUGGACUGAGAAAGUUUUCCAACACUCGGACUUUUUGCUUUUCCCUAGCACUAAUAGUGAAGCACCCCCUAUUAACCAAGCAAGCUUCAUCUCUCUGGGUAGUAAAAACCAUUGGAGCGAUAAUUUAUUGCUUUUGGCGAAUUUGGCGGGCUUGCCUAGUUUAAAAAGCACACAACAAGAAUUAAUUACUUUAAAAGGUCGCCUUAAAAUGGGGGUUCUGUCGAAAGUUCGUCCCGACAACAACGAUAAAUAUUAUUACGUUCCUAUGGAAAUUAUCGAAGCCGAAAAGAACGGACAAAAAACUGAUAAUCGAAUGGAUUCGGUUAUGUUGAUUUUUUGGGAAAAGGAUUUUGUGGAAACCGAAAAAAUGCUGGAAAUUAUUGCUAAUUUGAAAGAAAAUCAAAUUAUUACGGCUCAUGGUCGAUUUAGAGGUCAAGAUAAUGGCUUAUUAAUAGUAAGAGAGUUAGAAACCGAGGAAAACGAAUCAGAUAUAUUU
This is a messenger RNA of Ambispora gerdemannii, 1256 nucleotides long. NCBI's taxonomy places the organism in Eukaryota, Fungi, Glomeromycota, Glomeromycetes, Archaeosporales, Ambisporaceae. The record is from the annotation of a GenBank genome assembly.